Messenger RNA from Juglans microcarpa x Juglans regia, 1230 nucleotides. Its product is annotated as protein FAR1-RELATED SEQUENCE 5-like. The record is from RefSeq and is a predicted model, not a curated record. Gene Ontology annotation, molecular function: zinc ion binding. The transcript is spliced from 5 exons. NCBI's taxonomy places the organism in Eukaryota, Viridiplantae, Streptophyta, Magnoliopsida, Fagales, Juglandaceae. The coding region runs from base 1 to 1230 and encodes 409 amino acids.
AUGGGACCUUUGAGACCAUUUAUCGGUACAAGCUCUGGAACGAGAGCAGUAGUUGGUGAAGAAAAUAGACCCGAUUGUCUGGAAACUGAAGCGCCAUAUACUUCUGCUAGAGUAGAUGAAGAAAUUUUGUUGGAUAGAUCAAAUGAACAGGAAACUGACGAUGGCACUACCGGUACACCAACUGACGAUGACACUACUGGUGGUGCUGGAGCACUUCAAGAUUAUUUUAUGAGGAUGCAGUACAAGAAUAACGGAUUUUUUGCAUUGAUGGAUUUAGACGAUGAAGGAAGUGAGGACACGGAGACCUUUACAUGGUUAUUCCAAACCUGGUUAGAGUGUAUGGACGGUAUAGCUCCAAAGGCUAUUAUUACUAAUCAAGACAGAGCAAUGAAAAAUAUAAUUGCUACUGUCUUUCCAGAAACUCGACAUAGAUUAUGCCUAUGGCAUAUACUGAAGAAAGUCUAUGAGAAGCUUGGGUCAUAUGCUGCAUACAGAAGUGGGCUGAAAACUCAAUUGAUGAAAUGUGUGUACGAUACACAAACUAUUGAGGAGUUUGAGACAUGUUGGGCCGAGUUUAUUAACACAUAUGACUUACAUGAGAAUCCAUGGUUGAAAAGUUUAUAUGCGGAGCGUGAGCAUUGGGAGUUUGUCGACCAGUUUGACAGUGCGCUGAAAAAGAAAAUUGAUAAUGAAAAUCAUGCGGAAUUACAGUCAUUUAGCCAGGUCAUUCCCUGUGUAUCUAGAUCUCCAAUUGAAAAGAAAUUCCAAGAAUUGUAUACUAACGCUAAAUUUAGGGAACUGCAGCAGCAAGUAAUAGGUGUACUUGAUUUGGAUCCAUCUCUACUUACAUCGGAUGGUGUAAUGAAGAGUUAUUUAGUAGAAGAUGAAGUUCGUAUUGAGGAGUUCAGUAAAAUGGUUACAUAUUCAGUGGACUUUAAUGUAGAAGACUGCAAUGCUAAGUGUUCAUGUGGGUUAUUUCAGAUGAGGGGGAUACUGUGUAGGCAUAUUUUGGCCGUAUUCAAAUCUAACGGUAUAAAAUCAUUGCCAAGCCGGUACAUUUUAGACCGAUGGAGAAAGGACAUCAAGAGGCGAUACACGUUAAUCCGCAGUAGCUAUAACGCAGGGGAUCAGAGGCCUAAUGAUUCGAAUGCUGGUUAUAUGACACUGGACACAACUGCAGUUGCUGGUUCACAACAAGUCAAGAGUCCACUUGUUGUCAGAGGGAAAUGA